Messenger RNA from Copidosoma floridanum, 4908 nucleotides. RefSeq lists its product as uncharacterized. The record is from RefSeq and is a predicted model, not a curated record. Gene Ontology annotation, cellular component: cytoplasm; cilium. Gene Ontology annotation, biological process: negative regulation of cell population proliferation. Lineage: Eukaryota; Metazoa; Arthropoda; Insecta; Hymenoptera; Encyrtidae. Gene Ontology annotation, molecular function: tubulin binding.
AUGGCUCUCAAUAAUUUCGUCAUUCCUCAUUGGAAUGAUAACCGUACGAACUUGGAAAACUUAGUUUCAUUUGAAGUGAGUGAAAGUUGUGAGGUUAAUUCAAUCAACUUGGAAAGCAAUUCUUCCGUGCGAUUGGCUCUAUUAGACUUUUACAACGAUAUCAAAAGUCACAAAGAAACAGUCAAAGAAAUAAAAAAGGUACAAAGCGAUGUCACAAGCUUACAGUAUUUACAAAAUGAGAAUUUUAAACGUGAUGUCAGAAAAAUCGAUUCUGUUAUGGCCAAAAAGUAUUCAUUGUUUCCACCUGAUUCUCUAGCAGUCGAAAAUAGUGUUGAAAUAAAACAAGAAAAAUGGUCGAAAUCGGGGGGAAAUGUGUUUUCAAAUCAAUUAAAAAGUUCUGCGUCAGAAGACACAAUGACGUCUUGGUCUGUUUCAAACCAUACUUCAAGCCCAAUUUUAACUCUAAAAACAAAGAAGUCGAGCCAAAGUACGUUAAAACAGGAACAGGCGAAGACAAUCUUGAUAGCCGUGCCGAACAUUGUUGAAUUUCGUAAUUGUGUAACACACAAAAUAUACAAGAAAUCGGUGUUGCUGCGUAACGUGAGCACACGCGAGCUGGCGCGUUUCGAGAUCGAGAGGCGACCGGCGCGAUCGGCUUUCGUGGUUUUCGUGGAGUCCGGGACAGGAGGUGACAAGCGCGACGUCGCGCCGGGCAUGAGCGUCAAGCUCGUCGUGUGUUUCCGUUGUGCGAUGUGGAGCCAGGACUCUGAGGAAAAACUCGUUAUCCGCGUGAGGAACGGCAAGCCCGUGGUCGUCGAGUUUACGGCUCGACGCGACCCUCCGAAAUUGAAAGUUUUACUGCAGACUCUUUCGUCGCCCUUUCACUCCAAUAAUAGUGGUAAUCGAGAAAUCAGCGACAGCCCCGGAUCGAGCUCUGACUUUGACCUUAUUUCCUCGUCGACGAUCACCGAAAAAUCGAACUCCCUGAGUGACGCAAUCACCGAAACGGGUAGCGAGAGCUCCUGCUCUGCGUCGCCGUACUUCAAUUUCGAUUGUAAAAAAUGUUUCAUCGGCGAGUACGCGUAUGCAGCCACGAUUGUGAAAAACGUCGGAGGCAGGGGCAAAUUUUUCGUCAUGAAUGAGAUCGACUGGUGUUCCAUGAAUAUCGAGAACGUGACUCUUGAAAACACAUUGAUCAUCCCGCCUUUUGCCAUUCGCCCGGCGUAUUUCGCCCUUCAGCCGAACGAGCAAUUGACUCUGACCACGUACUUCUUUCCAAGUUCUUACGGCCUACAAGUGGAUGAGCUGUAUUUUAUAAGUGACAAUUGUGCCGUGAGGAGUUUCGAGAUCAUCGGCGAUGGAAUUAUGUUUGAACCUCAGCUGCUUCAACUCGACAGAAAAGUCAAGUAUCAGUGGUUCAAGGAGGAAACCGAUAAGUUUUGCACGGUUCGUUAUUUGGAUCUUGGCUCCGAUAUUUCUGGACAAGUCCUAUCGACCACCUUCACUGUCGCUAACGAAUGUGAAUUGGACUUGAACUAUCGAUGGGACAUCGGUAACGAGAUCCUUUGUCCGGUCAAGUCUAAAUACAUCGUCAGUAGGAAAGCAAUUUGUCCGGAGGACGUCAGCGUCGAACCGGAUUGUGGCGUCUUUGAGUCUCGUUCAACUGCCGAGUUUACCGUCAGUGUCAGACUCUGCAAUUUAGCUCCUUCCAGAUAUCGCGUGACGCUCCGACUGAUAAUCGAGGAUCUGCCACUCGCUGCUGUCCCGGAAAAGUACAAUUUUCCUUACGAAGAAAGCAAAGUCAGACGCCGCCUUUGUGACAACCCGGUCGACAUAACGUUCGAGAGUGUGGAAGUUCGCCUCACCUGCCUGUCCAUCUCGGAUAAGGAAAAAGAAGCUUUAAUAACCAGCAGCUCAGAGAACGACAAAAUCGCCAAAAUUUUACUGCAGCCCUCGUUCACCGAUGGCACUCCAUUUUUAUCCAGCGGCAAAAGCCAAGUUGGUCCUCUGGAGAGUAGCAGCAGUAGUGCCAGUGACGACGAAGUUUGCCGAUUCAUCAAGGGCUACGGUACCUGCGACUGCUGCUGCGACCCGUUGAUUAGCUCGGCAGUUCUGAGGCCCGAAGGGUGCCUUUUCGUGGGCAUCGAGCACACGUUCGCGGUGAGUCUUCGUAACGCAAGUGCCAAGCGAUUGAAGUAUUGGUGGGGGAAUCCCAUGGGCUCCGACCACGAAAAAAUCAAAGUACAGGUCGAUCCGAGGUUUAAUAACAUUCCACCCGAUUCAACGCAGAUGGUCAAACUCAAGUGCCUGCCACUGGAGACUGGAACAAUCUCCUCGAUGUUCGUGCCGUGCCAUUACAGCGGGAUAAAUUCGUCCGUGUACUUGUCGAUCGAGUGCGCGGUGAGAGCACUGUGCGUCACUUUUUACUAUCCCGUGACGCGUGAAAAGAGUAUUCGCGUCGAUUGGAGCGCCGACUACGAAUACCUCACGAGAUACGAUAAAAAGACGGAAAAAUUGAGCUUACUCAAACGAAAGUUGAAGGAUGAAAAAUUUUUGCACGAUAAUGUGUACUUUGAUACGUCGGAGAACGUUGUCGAGGUAAAAACAUUCGAUUCUUCGAAAGAAGAUAGCAGCGACGACGACGAGGAGGAGGAAGCACUUUCGGUUGACGAAGUUGCGAGUACCUUUGAAAACGAUGUAGAGCUCGGUAAAAAUGGUAAGGCAGAUUCGAUCGAUUACUCGAUGAGAUCGCGCUGGACGGACGAAGACGAGUAUGACGAGAACGAGGAUGAAAGGCCAAUGUUACCGUACUUCGAUUUCGACGCCGAUGUUUUCAAAAAACACUUUCGUUAUCUCCCACUGGUUGUUGAAUUUCACGUGGUAUCCGGUAAAUAUAUGCGAAAGCGUCUCUUUUUGCAAAAUGAAAGUCCAAUAUCAAGCUAUUUUCGCAUAAAGACGAAAUACUUGAGCGUAAAAGAAGGAAGAAAUCAAUGUACGCGUGUCCAUAUUUUGUGAUUAAAAAACAUUAAUUUGUACUUCAAUUAAUGGAAAAUUUAUGCCGAUGUAGCUACAGAGGAAUCGGGUUGGGGUCUCACUUUGAGCAUCGAACCCGAAGAGGGUGAAAUUAAGCCGUACGAGAUAGUAUAUUUCGACGUAACUGCCCGAGGCAACUCGUGGGGAAUUUACAACGACGAAAUCACGAUUAGCAUCGAUCAUUUGCCUCCACGGUUUUUUUGGAUUAAAAUCAUCAACGACAGCUCACCGAUUUCUUAUCCCGUUUGUAGAAACACCACCUCGAAAAUUCCAAAAAUCAGGUUUGAAAUUCCCAAGCCUGGUUGUGUCCCGGGUGCACGAAAGCUCUUAGUCGAAAACACGAGCGACAUACCAGUGUACGUGAAUUGGCACUGUUUCUUGAUCGAUCGCACCACAGAAGAAAAACCUUUUAAUUUGAUUGUGGACGUGCUCACGCCUUUUAUGAGCAUCGAUGAGUUUUUAGCCAUGAACAGUAGCUUUUACAAGGCCAUACGGCGAUUUUUCAGUUGCGCCUUCAAUCCCUACCAAUCGGACAAAAGUAUCGUUGACUUGAGUAAAGGUACCAGCAAAACGACUCGCAGCACUUACACUUGUGACAAUAAUGGUCCAGAUGGUACGAGCGAGAGUAGUUUUGAUCGUAUCAAUGUUGACACUUUGGUUGACAAGGCUUCGAGCUCGAGAUCGUUGUCGAGUGAUCAUUCAAAGCCCAAAAAAUUGAGGGACUCCGAGUUUUUAUUCAAUGUGGUCCCUUAUUACGGAAAAUUAUCUUAUGAUCUGUUUAUUAUUGAACCACAUGAAUUGUAUUUGCCUCCAAAAGAGAAACGUUACGUGAGCAUAAGUAUGAAUACAGAAAAAUUAAAUCCAUCAGCUGAUUCAAUUACUUGUAAAGCUUGUGGUUUUGUAAGGAUUCCUCCACUUUUCAAGUAUAAAGAUAAUGUAUAUCUGCGAAAAGAUGGUUAUUACUUACCUCCCACUGAAGUUCACUUGGAGUGUGCCAUUAAACAGUCGAUGCUUUUUGUACAGACAAACGCAGACCAACACACAUUUGAAUUUGACAUGACACAUUUCGUCAAGCAAUCAAAAAAUACAAUCGUACAAACAAAAAAGAUUUUACUAACAAACAAGAGUAAUGAAAUCAUGAAUGUAGCUUUCGAAAUUGACAAAAUUUUCUGGAUAAAAAUAAUAUCAACACAACGUGAAGUGCUUUGCAAAAAUCGAGGAUUGAUACAUCCAGGAGAAAGUGUGGAGAUCAAGAUUUGUUGUAAAAUUACAAAUGAUUGGAUGGAACAGUUAUAUUUAGAAAAUAGAGGAAAAAAUUAUUCGUCAAAUUAUAUAAUUAAGAAUGGAAACUUGCUCAUCAAAUACAAAGAAGGCUUCAGUCAAACAAUUUGUAUAUUUCUUAAACUUAAAUUACCUUACCUAUCUCUUUCAACUCGUUACUUGGAUUUUGGGAAAGUACGGAUUGGUGAUACAAAAGUUCUAUCAUUUACAAUACACAAUUUGUCAGAUUCCCCGCAAGAAUUAGAAAUACAAAGUACAAAUAUUACUCAAGUUUUUACAUUUCAUCCAAGUAAGGCUUUACUUGCUAUAAAAGGAACAAAUGAUCUUGAUUCACUUCAAGUCAAUGUAAAAUUUUCACCCAAAAAUCAAGGAGUUUUCAAGAACAAAUUGAGGAUCGUUUCAGAAGUUGAUGGUUUUAUAACAAGUUGUGACGUCGAAGGAUCUCAUGCCUACAAAAACAAUCCACCUCCAAAAAAGUACUAUUUAGACCCUUUCAAUGUAGCUUACACCUUCUCUAAAUUAAUCAACACUGAAGCUGCAAGAACGUUUGUUAUUGGUGAAUUUACUGAAGAUUUUGUAGACAGACAAAUUUAA